Messenger RNA from Chaetura pelagica (chimney swift), 2597 nucleotides. RefSeq names its product SH3-domain kinase binding protein 1 (gene SH3KBP1). Gene Ontology annotation, molecular function: protein binding. The record is from RefSeq and is a predicted model, not a curated record. The coding region runs from base 172 to 1977 and encodes 601 amino acids. The transcript has 17 exons. Lineage: Eukaryota; Metazoa; Chordata; Aves; Apodiformes; Apodidae.
GAGGCGAUAGUGGAGUUUGACUACAAAGCUCAACAUGAUGAUGAGCUGACAAUAACUGUAGGUGACAUAAUCACCAAUAUCAAGAAAGAUGAUGGAGGCUGGUGGGAAGGACAGCUCAAAGGCAGAAGAGGUUUGUUCCCUGACAACUUUGUAAGAGAAAUAAAGAAGGACAUGAAGAAAGAAAAUACUGCCAACAAACCACCAGAGAAGCCUAUAAAUGAAGUUUCCAAUGGAAGCCCUUUACUGUUGUCUGAGACAAUUAUUAGGACCAACAAAAAAGGAGAGAGAAACAGAAGAAGAAGAUGUCAGGUGGCUUUCAGUUAUAUGCCUCAAAACGAAGAUGAACUGGAAUUAAAAGUUGGUGACAUCAUUGAAGUUGUGGGAGAGGUAGAAGAGGGCUGGUGGGAAGGUAUACUCAAUGGAAAGACUGGCAUGUUUCCUUCCAACUUCAUAAAGGAAUUGUCUGAUUCUGAUGAUAUUGGAGUAUCACAGGAAGAACAAGUAAAGUCAAGCCUGAAAGAUGCUACGGGCUCUGAGAGUGAUGGUGGUGACUCUUGCAGCACAAAAUCAGAAGGAGCUAAUGGAGGCACGACAAUCCAACCCAAAAAGGUCAAGGGUGUUGGCUUUGGAGAUAUCUUCAAAGACAAACCUAUAAAGCUACGACCAAGGUCAAUAGAAGUUGAAAAUGACUUUCUCCAAGGAGAUAAGAGUGUUGGGAAGAAAUUACCUCCAGCCACAGCAACUCAGGAGCCAACAAAAAUAGAAGUGGACAGCAGAACAAAAACCAAGGAGUAUUGCAAAGUGAUAUUUCCAUAUGAAGCACAGAAUGAUGAUGAACUCACAGUCCGAGAAGGUGAUGUCGUCACACUUAUUAGUAAGGAUUGCAUUGAUGUGGGUUGGUGGGAAGGAGAACUCAAUGGCAGACGAGGUGUAUUUCCAGAUAACUUUGUCAAGCUUCUUCCUUCUGAUUUUGAAAAAGAGAGACCGAAGAAACCGCCACCUCCGUCAGCCCCUGUCAUCAAACAAGGAUCAGGUACCACAGAUAGAAAGCAUGAAAUCAAAAAGGUACCUCCUGAAAGGCCAGAAUGUCUUCCUAAUAGAACAGAAGAAAAAGAAAGAUCAGAGAGAGAGCAAAAACAAUUAGACUUGCAGAAGCCUUCAGUUCCUGCUAUACCUCCGAAGAAACCUCGGCCACCCAAAGCAAACUCUGUGAAUAGACCUGGUACCUUGCCCCCAAGACGACCAGAAAGACCAGUUGUGCCUGUGACUCAUACAAGGAGUGAUAGUCCAAAAGUGGAAUUAGUGGGCAGUACAGUAUCCGGCACCCUAGAGAAAGACUCCUCUGAAAGAAGCAAUGACAUCGACUUGGAAGGUUUUGACUCUGUAAUACCAAUUGCUGAGAAGCUUAAUCAUCCAACUACAACCAGACCAAAAGCUACUGGCAGACGACCACCCUCCCAGUCUCUCACGUCUUCAUCCCUUUCAAGCCCUGACUUCUUUGACUCACCAAGUCCUGAAGACGAGAAGGAGGAACAUGUUUCCAUUCCUCACAAAACUAUUGAAAUGUCAAGGAAAUCAAGAACUGUUACAAUAUCACAAGUAUCUGAUAAUAAAACUUCCUUACCUCCAAAACCAGGAGGUUUGGCUGGUAGCAGUAAUGUACAACCGUCACUAUCCCCUUCACCAUCACCUGGAUUUCACUCAAUUGCUAUGGGAACAACAGGCCACAGGUCAAAUUCCCCAUCCCUGUUUGGUACUGAAGGAAAGCCAAAGACUGAGCACUCGAGCCAAGGCCAGACUGCCCUGGAGGAGCUGAGAACACAAAUUAAGGAGCUAAAAACUAUCAUUGAAACCAUGAAAGACCAGCAAAAGAAAGAGAUUAAACAGUUGCUCUCUGAAUUGGAUGAAGAAAAGAAAAUCCGUUUACGACUGCAGAUGGAAGUUAAUGACAUAAAGAAAGCUCUUCAAUCAAAGUGAAUACUUGAUAGGUGGAAUGUUACAUUAUUCUCCAUGACUGAGACUCAAAUUUAUGCCCCAGCCAAAAUAACUUUGUGCCAAAUGAUUUAAGAAUUGCCUCAACAUCCCUUUAUUUGAAGGAUUAGCACAACAGUAUUUGAUAGCACAACAAAACUACCAACAGCGAGGACAAAAUUUCCACCUGAAGCAGUGCUGUGUGGCACUAGUUGUGACUGAAAUUGAUCUUGUGCUAAAGGCUCUCUACUUCAAGAUCCUAGGUGAAAUGAAAACUCAGGCAGUUAAGUCCAUAGUGGUACUAUUUUGAUGAUAUUUUUCCAUGAAUAAAAUGUAUUUCAGAUUAUCUGUUUACAAGCUUUAUGAUUUUGACUUUUGGUUUUUAAUUGUCUUUUGUCACAGAUUUUUAAAUGUUUGUACUGCAUAUAGCCAGGAAUGAAUGUUAAUGUUGGGACUAGAGGGAUUAUUUUUGCUUUGAGAUAGAACAGCCUACUUUUUGUUAUGGUUUUAAGUUCUGAUAAAUAUGCAAUUUUAUGUCCCCAAAUCCCUUACAAUUUAAACUUAUAGUGUAUACAGUGAUGUAUUUACAAGAAGGAAACAAACCAACAGAAAUCUGGUCUUUGCAA